Messenger RNA from Anopheles coluzzii, 1031 nucleotides. RefSeq names its product histone H2A. Lineage: Eukaryota; Metazoa; Arthropoda; Insecta; Diptera; Culicidae. The record is from RefSeq and is a predicted model, not a curated record. The transcript has 2 exons. Gene Ontology annotation, cellular component: nucleosome. Gene Ontology annotation, molecular function: structural constituent of chromatin; protein heterodimerization activity; DNA binding. The coding region runs from base 90 to 464 and encodes 124 amino acids.
ACAACAACAACAUUCCGUAAAGACCCUUCUCAAAGAGAACAUCGUGUUGUUCGUGAUCCCUUACAAACGUACCCCAAUCAAAUCUAACCAUGUCUGGCCGUGGAAAGGGAGGAAAGGUAAAGGGAAAGGCAAAGUCCCGUUCCAACCGUGCCGGUCUUCAGUUCCCCGUUGGCCGUAUUCAUCGUCUCCUGCGCAAGGGUAACUAUGCCGAGCGCGUCGGUGCCGGAGCACCCGUGUAUCUGGCAGCCGUCAUGGAAUACUUGGCUGCUGAAGUGCUUGAGUUGGCCGGAAACGCUGCCCGUGACAACAAGAAGACGCGCAUCAUCCCGCGUCAUCUGCAGCUGGCCAUCCGCAACGACGAGGAGUUGAACAAGCUGCUGUCCGGAGUAACCAUCGCUCAGGGUGGUGUGCUGCCCAACAUUCAGGCCGUGCUGCUGCCCAAGAAGACCGAAAAGAAGGCUUAAACGGUGUGACAAAGCUUCCUUCAUCUCAAACCCAAAACCGUCCUUUUCAGGGCGACAAAUUACUUUGCCAAAGACAUUUUAUUCGAUUUAUGCUGUUAUGGGAGAACCAGAAGGAAUACAAAUUCCUUACAUUGAACAGUGCUUGAAACUGUGUACAAAAUGUAGAUGAAAAAAAGUGCCUUCUUUUGGCACAAAAAACAUCAUUUGCUGUUGUCGAUUCUGUAACCUCUCAUUACUACUUCUACAAAAUGCAGCAUAUCAUAAGCGAUGCAUAAGAUUUUCCAGGUAGCUUGUUCAAGAGGGUUGGUUUUACCACAGAAAUGCAAGCAGUGAUACCUGCGUGUUGACCUUUUUCUGAAAACAGUAAAGGACACUUUUACCUGAUUUAUCGUUAACCACGGGAAAAUGUUGAAAGGGUCGAUUGUCGAAAAAUGUUGUGCGUUUAGGUAGCCUUAGGUUCUCACAAAAGUUUGGCUUUCAAUAUAUCGGGAAACGUUGACAAUGGCUUUAAAAAAGUUGGACCAAAAAUUAGGAAGGUUCAAAUAAACAACCAUACUUAUUAAUGUU